Messenger RNA from Penicillium cinerascens, 1002 nucleotides. RefSeq lists its product as uncharacterized. NCBI's taxonomy places the organism in Eukaryota, Fungi, Ascomycota, Eurotiomycetes, Eurotiales, Aspergillaceae. The coding region runs from base 1 to 1002 and encodes 333 amino acids. The transcript has 2 exons. The record is from RefSeq and is a predicted model, not a curated record.
AUGUAUACGAAGAACGGCUUCUCCUUGCUGGCUGCUUCUUUGCUGCUCUUUCAGGGCUUUCCAGUCAGCGCUGAUAACAUCGCAGAGAUACAAGACCGUGAUGAUUAUGCUCAGAUCCAAGACCAAGGUGAUGUGCCCUACAUCAAAGAGCGUGAUGAAAUUGUCCAAAUCCAAGAGCGCUCCAACCUCGAACAGCGUCACGAUGCCGCUUUGAUGAGCUCCUUGGUUGCGGCUGCCACUUCAAAGCCAGAGUCUGGUGGAUCCUCUGGAGGAGGCUUUGCUGACAAAGAUGUCUCUGGUGGUAAUGGCGGAAUCACUCCUUGCCAAAGCGCUGGAUCUGGAUCUGGAACUUCCAGCUCACCUGGUGGUGGUGGUGGUGCUCCUAGAUCCGGUUCUAGCGGUACUACUCCUGGUGGCAGUAGUUCUGGACCUGGUGGGGUAUCCCCCGGUGGUAACAGCCCUGGCUCUGGUGGCAGCGGUCCAGGUACAGGUCCAGGUUUAGGAGUCCCUGGAAGCGAAAGGCCGGCCUCUGGAGGAGGAUCCUCUGGUGGUGCCAGCACUGUGUCUAGGAGUAGUCCCAGCUCUACCAGUACUCCCAGAUUUGUUGGUAUUGGUCCAGGGGCUGGGAGCCACGGAGGUACGAGCCCUGGUUCUGGCGGCACGGGCCCUGGGGGAAGAAGUUCUGGUGGAAGCUUUGGAUCUGGCGGUAGUCCAGGUAUCACCGCCCCAGCAUCAGUCUCAACUCCUGCGAGCAGCAGCAUUGCCUUGGUCUGUCCACUAGCAAGCGCUCUCCGUCGUCUCCCCGGCCCGCAUCGUCCCGAGCUCCAGCGUCGCAGCCUUGAGGCCAAGCGCCGUCGUCCCGAGCGUCGGAAUCUCGAGAUCAAGCCCCGUCGUCUCAAGGUCAAGCCCAGCAGCCUUGAGGCCAAGCCCCUUCAUCCCGAGCGUCGGAAUAUCGAGAUCAAGCCCCGUCGUCUCAAGAUUAACUCCCGCAGCCAGCAGUAG